GAGAAUAUUAAUUCCCAUCUAUCACUGGUUUUUUGUUGCGCCCCGGUAUUUUGCUAGGCUGUGUGUGAUUUGCAAAAAUGACCGCCAAGCUGAAGAAAUCCACAAAAAAGUUCCAACAGCGGCGGCUGGGAGACACCCUCGAGAGACGCAAAGAAUUUUCCAAGAUCAAGCAGCGACAUCAGAUAGCCGAGAAAAGAAAGGCCAAAAAUGCCGGACGCCGGGAGAAGGAAGAAGCAGAGAAGGUCGUCGAUCCGAAAGAGCAAGCUAAGGAUAAUGCAUUCGCUGAAAUGAACGUCGACGACUUCUUCGCUGGCGGAUUUGAUAUCCCAGAACAAACAAAAGGCAAGGGAAAGAAAGCGCAAAAGAAGGAUGUGACACCCAAAAUCGGCAAGAGAAAGCGUGCUGAAGAUGUUGCAGAAGGCGGUACUUCUGCAUCAGACAGCGCGGAGAGUGAUGCCGACGUGGACGUAGAAUCUGACGGCGAUGAGCAAGAUUCUGACGAUGCGAGCAACGUCGGCGACUUCGAAGCGCACAUGGGACAAUUGGAGGCUUUAAAAGACAAAGAUCCGGAAUUCUACAAGUUCCUCAAAGAGAACGAUGCCGAGCUCUUGGAUUUCGGUGACCAAGGUGACCUGGCUGAAGUUGACGAACUGAGCGAGGCUGAAGAAGGACCCGCGAAGAAGAAGAAAAAGUCAAAGAACGAAAUAGAAGCCGACGGGCCGGAUGACACCAAGCUUACAACGUCGAUGGUCAAAAAAUGGAAGAAGGCUAUGCAGGAGGAACACUCAAUGAGAGCUCUGCGACAAAUAGUGCUUGCCUUCAGAUCAGCCGCGUAUAUGAACGAGGAUGAGGCAGACAAUACGAAGUAUUCGAUCUCUGACUCCGCUGUUUAUCAUCAAGUUCUUGUUACCGCGUUAGAAUCUGUGCCCAAGGUUCUUGCGUACCACCUACCAGUCAAAGAGACCGCGGGAGGCAAGCUCAAACUGAACACGGAGUCCAAAAAAUUCAAAACGCUUACGCCUCUCAUCAAGUCGCACACAUCUUCGGUUCACCAACUUCUGGUUAAUCUCACGGACCCGUCCACUUUGAAGCUCACACUUUCUUCCGUCGAACCCAUGAUGCCGUACCUUCUCCAAUUCAGAAAGCUCCUGAAGGUUCUCGUGAAAACUGUCGUGGGAAUUUGGUCAGACAACUCUAAUGCUGAAGCCGUCCGCGUCACUGGUUUCCUCAUCAUGCGCCGUUUGAUGAAAAUCGGCGACGCUGGAAUCCGCGAGGCGGUCUUAAAGGCAACAUACGAAGGUGUCGUCAAAGGCAGCCGGAAUACCACCGUUCACACACUGGCAGGUGUCAACCUAACGAAGAAUUCUGCCGCAGAAAUUUGGGGCGUUGACCAAAAUGUGUCCUACACUACAGGCUUUAGUUUUAUCCGCCAGCUCGCUAUCCAUCUCCGAGGCAGUAUUACAAACAAAAGCAAGGAAUCAUACAAAACAGUUUACAACUGGCAAUACGUGCACUCCCUUGACUUUUGGUCACGAGUACUCUCUCAGCACUGCAAUGGCCUUGUUGAAGCAGAAGCUGGAAAACAGUCGGCACUCCGUCCUCUUAUAUAUCCAGUCGUUCAAAUCACACUGGGUGCCAUUCGUUUGAUUCCUACCCCUCAAUACUUCCCACUCCGUUUCCAGCUUAUUCGAGCUCUUUUACGUAUGUCCCGUGCUACAGGCACUUAUAUUCCUUUGGCUCCAGUGCUAUUGGAAGUUCUAAACUCGAACGAAUUGCGAAAGCCUCCCAAAUCUAGCACUUUGAGGGCCCCGGAUUUCAACACAUCUAUUCGAGCAGCCAAAUCUUACCUUCGCACACGUGUCUACCAAGACGGAGUUGGCGAGCAGGUUGCCGAACUGCUAUCUGAAUUCUUUGUUCUAUGGACAAAGAGCAUCGCAUUUCCAGAACUCUCCUUGCCCAUUGUUGUGAUGUUGAAGCGAUGGCUCAAGGAAGUUGGAUCGCGCGCUACAGGCAAUAAAAACUCGAAGAUUAACCAGAUGAUUCUGCUACUUGUUCAAAAGCUCGAGCUCAAUUCCCGCUGGAUUGAGGAACGUCGCGCCAAAGUCACCUUUGCUCCCAAAAACCGCGCCGAGGUUGAAAGCUUCCUCAAAGAGACCGAUUGGGAAUCCACUCCCCUCGGUGCUUUUGUGAAGACCCAACGCAAAUUACGAGAAGAGAAAGCUGCCGUUCUUGAGCAGGGCAGGCAAGACGAGGAAAAGCAGCGACAAAAGGAGCGCGAAAAUGGCAGUGACGAUGAUGAUGUCGAGGUUGAUAGUGGCGACGACGAAGAAGAGGACGAGUAAUCGCCACAUCUACCACCAGGACAGCUUUUAUGCAUGUAUUUCUUUGGCGCCGGGUGCUGUGUAUACAUUAGUUUACGUAUUUAAAAGAAAUUUCUACCGGAGGUGUCAUUUGCGAGUAAAUCACGGGGAAAUAUCAGGUCUACGUGUAAGCUGGAAAGUUGAGAGCUGAUCCACAGGUAUCAGAGCGCAUAUGCAGUCUUGGAUAACACACUAAUCAAUAGAUAUAUUAAUGCAAGUAAUCAAUUGAUAAAUAUUAAUAUACUCCGUGCG
Molecule: messenger RNA, 2612 nt
Organism: Talaromyces proteolyticus
Lineage: Eukaryota; Fungi; Ascomycota; Eurotiomycetes; Eurotiales; Trichocomaceae
Product: putative ribosome assembly protein Noc2
Exons: 1
Coding region: 78-2342 (754 amino acids)
Biological process (GO): ribosomal large subunit biogenesis
Cellular component (GO): nucleoplasm; Noc2p-Noc3p complex; nucleolus
Source: RefSeq, a predicted model, not a curated record